Messenger RNA from Protobothrops mucrosquamatus (brown spotted pit viper), 1020 nucleotides. RefSeq names its product CD99 molecule like 2 (gene CD99L2). The transcript is spliced from 12 exons. The record is from RefSeq and is a predicted model, not a curated record. NCBI's taxonomy places the organism in Eukaryota, Metazoa, Chordata, Lepidosauria, Squamata, Viperidae. Gene Ontology annotation, biological process: positive regulation of neutrophil extravasation; T cell extravasation; homotypic cell-cell adhesion.
AUGACUUGGGACAAUGGCAGGGAUGAAAGAUACGCCGAUGACUCCGACUUUGAUUUAUCAGACGCACUGGAGGAUAUCCUCCCCACAAAGAGGCCUACUCACAAGCCGCCCAGGAAGCCUUCAGGUGGCACAGGCGAACUCGAUCUGUCGGAUUACUUUGAUUCCCCACCGGAGAGAACCACCAGGCCUGCAAAGGCCACCCCCGGCCCGUAUCCACGGAAACCAGACGAUGGUCGCUGGAACAUCCCCCACACCACCACCACCAAGCAGCCCAAGGCUACGAAGCCACCCCCCAAAAAGACUUCAGCGAAAGACCCAAUGGAUUUCGACUUAUCCGAUGCUUUAGAUGACCAAAAUGACAGACACCCUGGGGGUGGACCACCUAAAGGAAAUCCCGGUGGAGGGAUUUCGGAUGCCGACCUGAUUGGUAUCGUGGAUGAAGGAGGUUAUCAGCCUGAUAAGAAGAAAGGUGGGUGAGGAAUUUUGGGGAGGGGUGACAAUGAUUACAAUAACGGUGCCCUGGUGGAAACCGGGACAAUCGCUGGCAUUGUCAGUGGCCUUGCCAUGGCCUUAAUCGGUGCUGUCAGCAGCUAUAUCUCCUACCAGCAAAAGAAAUUCUGCUUUAGCAUACAACAGGGCCUGAAUGCAGAAUAUGUGAAGGGAGAAAACAUGGAAGCGGUGGUGACCGAAGAGCCACAAGUGAAAUAUUCUGUCCUAGAACCACAGACAGCAGAAGCUCCACCGCCUCAAGAAAACGCAAAAGUCUGAAAUCUCAGCUCUUUGGCUUAAAAAGAACCAAUUGUUGACAGAACAAAACAAAACAUGUCGCACACGAGCGCGCGCACGAACACACACACACACACACACACACAAACACGCACACACUCCUCUCACCUAAUUUGUAAUUUAGCUUUUACAAAACGUUUAAUUUGGAUUCCAAAGCUAUUUAAAUGUGCAUUCCCCUGACUAGGGCAGGCUUCUUUAUUGUGGUUAGGCUUGUAGACUGGUUGAAAAAAAUAA